GAUCCGCUGCUGCUGCCGCGGCGGGCGGACCUGCAGGAGGAGGCGGCGGCAGCGCCGAGGCCGAGGGAAGAAGAUGGCGGACGGCGUGGACCACAUAGACAUUUACGCGGAUGUAGGCGAAGAGUUCAACCAGGAAGCAGAGUACGGUGGGCAUGAUCAGAUAGAUUUGUAUGACGAUGUCAUCUCUCCAUCUGCAAAUAAUGGAGAUGCCCCAGAAGACCGUGAUUACAUGGAUACCCUCCCACCAACUGUUGGUGAUGAUGUGGGCAAAGGAGCAGCUCCAAAUGUCGUCUAUACUUACACUGGAAAGAGAAUUGCAUUGUAUAUUGGAAAUCUAACAUGGUGGACAACCGAUGAAGACUUAACUGAGGCAGUUCAUUCUUUGGGAGUAAAUGAUAUUUUGGAGAUAAAAUUUUUUGAAAAUCGAGCAAAUGGCCAGUCAAAGGGAUUUGCCCUUGUUGGUGUUGGGUCUGAAGCAUCUUCAAAAAAGUUAAUGGAUCUGUUACCUAAAAGAGAACUUCAUGGUCAGAAUCCUGUUGUAACUCCAUGCAAUAAACAGUUCCUGAGUCAAUUUGAAAUGCAGUCCAGGAAAACUACACAAUCAGGACAAAUGUCUGGGGAAGGUAAAGCUGGUCCUCCAGGAGGCAGUUCACGUGCAGCAUUUCCACAAGGUGGUAGAGGACGGGGCCGUUUUCCAGGGGCUGUUCCUGGUGGGGACAGAUUUCCUGGGCCAGCAGGACCAGGAGGGCCACCUCCACCUUUUCCAGGAAAUUUGAUCAAGCAUCUUGUUAAAGGAACUCGGCCUUUGUUCCUGGAAACUAGGAUUCCAUGGCAUAUGGGGCACAGCAUAGAGGAAAUACCCAUUUUUGGCCUAAAAGCUGGACAGACUCCACCACGCCCACCCUUAGGUCCACCAGGCCCUCCUGGCCCUCCAGGUCCUCCACCUCCUGGUCAGGUUCUGCCGCCUCCUCUAGCUGGGCCUCCUAAUCGAGGAGAUCGCCCUCCACCACCAGUUCUUUUUCCUGGACAACCUUUUGGGCAGCCACCGUUGGGUCCACUUCCUCCUGGACCUCCACCUCCAGUUCCAGGCUACGGCCCUCCUCCUGGUCCUCCACCUCCGCAGCAGGGACCACCUCCACCUCCUGGUCCUUUUCCACCUCGUCCCCCUGGUCCACUUGGGCCACCCCUUACACUUGCUCCCCCUCCACAUCUUCCGGGACCACCCCCAGGUGCCCCACCACCAGCUCCACAUGUGAAUCCGGCUUUUUUUCCUCCGCCAACUAAUAGUGGCAUGCCUACAUCAGAUAGCCGAGGUCCGCCACCUACAGAUCCAUAUGGUCGACCUCCACCAUAUGACAGGGGUGAUUAUGGGCCCCCUGGGAGGGAAAUGGAUACUGCAAGAACACCAUUGAGUGAAGCUGAGUUUGAAGAAAUCAUGAAUAGAAAUAGGGCAAUCUCAAGCAGUGCUAUUUCAAGAGCUGUGUCUGACGCCAGUGCUGGUGACUAUGGGAGUGCUAUUGAGACAUUGGUAACAGCAAUUUCUUUAAUUAAACAAUCCAAAGUAUCUGCUGAUGAUCGUUGCAAAGUUCUUAUCAGCUCUUUGCAAGAUUGCCUUCAUGGAAUUGAAUCCAAGUCAUAUGGAUCUGGAUCAAGAAGACGUGAACGAUCAAGAGAAAGGGACCAUAGUAGAUCACGAGAAAAGAGUCGGCGUCAUAAAUCCCGUAGUAGAGAUCGCCAUGAUGAUUAUUAUAGAGAGCGAAGCAGAGAACGAGAGAGACACCGAGACCGUGACCGAGACCGUGACCGAGAACGUGACCGAGAACGAGAGUAUCGUCAUCGCUAGGAGCUGAAGGAAGAGGAACACCUUCCAAGACAAAAGUCUUCAUGAGAGAAAAGUGACGCUUGUCCAGCAGUUUGCUUCUUGUGAUUGAACUGAACCUGUAAGGAUUCAUGGAUAAACUGAACAGGAAUAGAUCUGAAUAAAGCAAAUCUGCAUAAAUGGUAACCAGUAGCUCUACUUUAUUUUUUAUGUUGCUUAACUGUUUUAUUUGAAGGAAACCUGUGUGAUUAAAAAGUUAAUAGCUUUUGCAACUUUAUUACUGGUUAUAUACAUUUGGCCAUUAUAAUGUGCAAGCAAUUGGAAAAAGUCAAGUACAUGCUUGUUUUUAUAGUAGUUGUUUGUUGUUAAAAAAUGUUCAUAUGAUAAUGUCUGUAAACAGCACCACUUUGAUUACAAUAGAUGUAGUGUUGUAAUAAACUGUUUAAUGGGGCUGAUGUGUAAAGCUGUUCAAGUUAUUUGAUGUUUACACCUCAGGGAAAGUCUUGUGUUCAGCAAUAUCUAAAGAUAAUGUUACUAUGACAACAUUUUUACUGUCCUUUAAAAAAGCAUUGCAAUAGCAUUUUUUUGGAUAUGCAUCAAUCUAAUCUUGCGUUCAGUGAAUUAAACAUAACUAAUUAAGUGUCUCUUGCCCUUGGUUUUGAUAUUAGAAUAGGUGAUUACAUGGAUAUUUAAUAUUUCUAUAUUCUGCUUUUCUAGCUGUUUUUACCUAGUUAGCUUGUGACUUUGCUGAAUGGUAUGUAAACUUGUAAAAACUACAAUUUGACAGACAUAGCAAUCCAGUCAAUGUGUUAAGAGUUCCCAAAUUUGAGGUUAUUACAUUUUAGUAAAAAGUCGUGUAUGUGCUUCAGUAGUGCAGCGUAACUACAACACAGAUGUACUGAGACACUUAAUUGUGAACUACUAGUAUUAAUGAGAGAUUUUGGUAAUUCUGAUUUGAUGCCCAGUGAUUUGCUGUUUUUUUAUUGAUAACACUUAUGGUUUAGAUUUGAACCCAUAGGCCGUGUACAUACAGCCAUGCAACAGAUAAAUGUGAGUGAAAAGAACCUUAGUUUUAUUUCCAGUUGGUAUAGUUUCUGAAAGACAUGAUAUUCUGAUAGGGUUUAUUCCUAGAGUGUGAGUAGUGGGAGGUUUAGUAGUAUCAUCUCCACAGUUCAAGAACUUGAGUGUUCAUGCAGCCUAUUGAUUUAUAAGGAAGAUUUUGUUUUGUCGUCCGUCCCUCCCAAUCUGCCUUAAAAAAAAGGCCUACAUUUAAAGCACUUGGUUUGCAUGGGUUAAUUAGCAGAAGUGGAUGUAAAUUUGAUUAGCUAUUUUUAUAAGAAGGUAAUUCUGAAAUCACUAUAUAAAUUUGAGUUAAAAUCUUUUAAGUUAACUUUUGUUUUGUUUUUCUGGUACUGGGAUGUGAACUCAGGCCAGGGUGCUUUCCCUUAGCUUUUUGUGCUCAAGACUGGCGCUCUACCACUUGAGCCACAGCUCCACUUCCAACUUUUUACUGGUUAAUUGGAAAUGAGAGCUUCAUGGACUUUUCUGCCUGGGUUGGCUUUGAAAUGCAUUCCUCAUAUCUCAGCCUCCUGAGUAGCUAGGAUUACAAGCAUGAGCCACCAGAGCCGGGCUUUGCUUUCAGUACAUUUUUAAUGAUUUGAUCAUCUAUGAGAGGUAUCCUGAUUGUACACAUUGGUUUUUUUAAAGAUGGCUAAAAUUUAGGACAGUGCUUGAAGUACUUAGGAGCCCUAGAUAUAUGUAAUAUGCAACUAUAGAACCCCUCUAGAGAUUUGCCUACCAUUCUUCAGUUUUGUCUUGUCUGCUAUCAAGCCACCUACAAAAUUAUAGCUGUUUCAAAUACCUACAUUACUGCCAAUUUUAUUUGAAAACAUUUUAUGGUUGGAAUAUCUGUGCAUGAGAUCAUUGGUGUUUAACAGAACUGUUUUCUCUUAGAAAUUUUAAAAGAUAUUUCAUCUUGUUGAAAAUGACCUUGCUUUUAUAACAUUUAAGUUGUAUCAACAUCUAUUUUCAUGUUUUGUGUAUAAUAGGUGUUGUAAGUUUUUGUCAUUUCUUAGCUUUUUUAUAUAGUUUUUAAUUACAAUGCCCUAUUGUGAAGAAGUUUGGACGUACAUAUAUUACAAGGGAAAUUAGUUAAUAGUAAGAUUAAAAGGUAAGUAAAAUGUCCAUGAGAAUAAAUUUUUCUCUGAACAAUUUUAAAAUGGAAUUAAAAAUACUUAACUAUACUUGAAGUGAAACUGGAAAUUUUGUACUAAUUUAAUCCUUCAUUUUCCUUUUUAUUUUUUAAUCAUUAGGACCCGUUAUAAUUGCUCUUUUAUAUCACUAUUCUCUCUGUGGCUAAUUUCAUUACAUGACUUUGGUUGCAGACAGUGUGAGUGUCUUAGAAUUGGUUGCUGCUAGACCGUUUUUAAGUAUUGCCAGAAGAUAACUUUUUGGUUUAACUGAGUAAUUUUUUGAAAUCCUCUACCUGAUAACACAUGAAUGUAUAGCAGAAAAGGUAAAAAUUGCAAACCUUGUUUUAUUUGUCAUGACCCUUCUGUUGUUUAUGAGCUAAUGUUAUUUGAAAACUCUUUUUUUAAUGUGUAAAAACAGUCCAAAGAGAAAUUUUUACAAACACACCAAAAAAGAGACACUUUUUUAUUUUCUAAGUCACAAUAACUAGUAGAUGAGUGGAUUUUCAAUCAUAGCAUUUACUGGUGUGAUGCAGGUACAUUCCUUUCAGCUAGUAGUAAAGUUACAAAUGAUGUUUCAGCACCCAAAUGAUUAUGUUUCUAAAGCAGCACUUUCAAUUGAAAAUGCUGCUUUUGGUUAAAGGAAGUAUGCUAUGGAAUGGAUAUCUCAAUGUAAAUUCAGAAGUGUUUAUUUUUUAUCAGUUUUCAUUAGCAAGAUUGGAAAACUUGCUGUGGCUAUUGACCAUACUUUAGACUGUAUCAUGUAAUGGCUCCUUUACCCAGAAUAUUCUUAAGCAGUUCACUAUAAUUUAGAGUUCACAAAUAACUUCUAGCUUAAGGUAUUAUUUUCAUUUUAUUCUCCUAUGGAGAAUGUUGCUUUAGUUUUUACUAGUUUAAGGUCAAUUCUAAAAGUAAACAGAUUUUAAUGAAUGUUGUACAUUGUUUUAUAGUGAAAGGGAAAAAUGUUGAAAGGGUAAAAAUUCUUUCCCUUACAUGUUAAAAUGUGCCAAUAACCUAAAUAUAUACUGUUUUAUAUAAGAUGCUACCAGACUUUUCUGUUGGGACUGGUCUCAACAUUUUGGUUUUCUUACCUGAAUAAUCAUUGCCUUUUCUGUAUUUUAUAAGGUGGUUCCAAUUUUAUGUUUUAAGCUUCAUCUUAAAUUAUUUUAAGAGGAAGUAUGUUUUUAUUCUUUACCUGAGAAUACAGUGUUGAGAUUCUCACUGCUUUAUAGAUUGACUGCUUUAAAAAUUUUACUCAUUUACUUCAUUUGCAUCAUAGUCUUCUGUAAUGUUUCCCCCAGUUGUAUGUACUUAAAUGCACAUUUAUCAGUUGUUCUUGUGCUAAAAUGAUUGAGAAACGUUUGAAGUGGAGCAUUAUUCUAUUUUCCUGUCCUUACACUGUGGUUUUUUGUUGUUUUUGUUUUGUUUUUCCAACAUUAACCUUCAGUUGGAAACACUGCUGUGUUUUUUUAGCAACUUCACUCUUAGAAGCCUUAGACUAAUAUUUUAAAUAAAACAACCAAAAAUUACACAUUUAUCAGAAUGUGGCCUUAUAUCUGGCAUUCCUAGUGUUAAUGAUUUAUAAUUUUUAGAGAAAUGAAGAUUCAAGAUUAAAGUUUCUUAAGUCAAAAUAGAAAAUGUUAACUGUCUAGGCUUCUGGGAGGAAGUUCUUAACGUUUUCUUGGCAUUAGAAAGUAGCAAUAUAGAUUUAUGAAUAUUUAAAAUAUUCAGUCAGUUUAGAUUGAUUUAAGUUUGUCUUAACCAACACUUUAAAUUUUCAGGUUUUUGACAUUCUCUGAAUAUAGCUGCUAUUAUGUAUGGGAUGUGUAAACACUUGGCUACAUACAGACAGAUUUCAAAGUUCUAAAGACUUUCUGCAACAUUGACAUUGUAAUGGGAAGCUUUUCAAAUAUUAGAUCGAAUUUAAUUGAAGUCACACAAAUCUUGAAGUAGUUUUUCAAGUGAGAGUAUCCUAAAACUUCAUUAUGGGUGAAAAUGCUUUACAUUAAUUUCAUGAUUGAGCAGACCCUGCAUUUCACUUUGAAGGUGUGUUCUUUGUUUCAUUGUUACUGCGUAACACCUCUCAGCAUUCUGUAAGCUAAAUUAUUUUAAAAUAUGAUGGUAAAUUCAUUUUAUUUUUUUACUUUGAAAAAUGUAGUACUCAGGUGGUAUUUAAUGGGAAAUGAUGCUUUGGGGUGAAUCAUAAUAUAUUUUAAGGAAAACAACUAUAACAUUGGUGACUUUAGCCUUAAGAAAGGUCUGUUCCUUCUUACUCUGCAUCCCAUGGUAUAUUAGCGAAGUAGUUUACAACCCAGUACAGCCUUACAGAGUUGUUUUACAAUUUUUAAUGGAAAGCCCUUAGCAACAACAAAAUGUGUCAUAUUACAAAUAUCCAUGAAUUGCCGAAUCGCUUUGUAAAUAAUUUGUCUAAUAUCAAAAGACCAAAGAAAGUCUCACAAUUCUAGCUAUUAACUAUGAUGAUGACUUCAUAAUAAGUUCUGUGCAAAAGGUAAGAGGAUAUUUGCUCAAAUAGAUAAAAGUUUUUGAUGUCCAUCAGAACCAGACUUCCAUAUUAGCUUUUUUUUAAAGCUUAUUCCUAUUUUAUUAAAAUGUUUGUAAUUGCAAUUUUGUGUUUAAUGUUUACUUUGUCCUUUCUUCCUUUAGCAUUUAGGUGACUGUUCAGCAGUUUGCUAUAUGGCUAUUGUCGGCCUUAAACUGCAUUAGUAACAAGCAUGAUAUUUAUCUUGUAUUGAAAAUAAACCAGUUUUGAUA
This is a messenger RNA of Perognathus longimembris pacificus (Pacific pocket mouse), 6780 nucleotides long. RefSeq names its product cleavage and polyadenylation specific factor 6 (gene Cpsf6). The coding region runs from base 74 to 1843 and encodes 589 amino acids. Gene Ontology annotation, biological process: mRNA alternative polyadenylation. The transcript has 11 exons. Gene Ontology annotation, molecular function: mRNA binding. NCBI's taxonomy places the organism in Eukaryota, Metazoa, Chordata, Mammalia, Rodentia, Heteromyidae. Gene Ontology annotation, cellular component: mRNA cleavage and polyadenylation specificity factor complex. The record is from RefSeq and is a predicted model, not a curated record.